CAUUUCAUCAACCCAAUUGCUUCCAAUACUCUCUACUACUAUACUACUGCAUUGCCUUAGCUUGCAUUGCUUCGGAGUUUCCAACGAUGAUGAAAAACCAACGGCCUGUAUCAUCUCUGGCCCUACUCUCAGCAGCCUUACUCUUCCUCCUCCAACCAAUCCCAACCGUUGGAUUCUCCUCUGACCCAAACAACGGCACCGAUUUCAUCCGUACAAGCUGCGGCGCAACUCUAUACCCUCAGCUCUGCUACUCCUCCCUCUCCGGCUACGCCAAAGCCGUUCAGCAGAACCCGGCUCGGCUCGCUCGGCUAGCCAUCCGAGUCAGCCUCUCCAAUGCCCGACUCAUGGUCGGCUACCUCUCCAACGUCUCCAGCCAAGCUGAUUACGGCUCCGAGCCCCGAGCCCCAGCCGCCCUCCACGACUGCGUUACGGUCUUCAGAGAUGCCGUAGAUCAGAUCAGUGGCUCGCUCAAGCAGAUGCGGGAGCUCGGAUACGGCGGCGCAGGCGGCUCGGUCCGGUUCCGAUUGAGCAACGUUCAGACGUGGGUGAGCGCUGCGCUGACCAACGAGAACACGUGUACGGACGGAUUCGAGGAUGUACCGGAUGGGGCGGUGAAGACGGGUGUAUGUGAUCGGGUGGUGAAGGUGAAGGAGGUCACGAGCAUUGCGCUUGCGUUGGUUAAUAGUUAUGUUUCGAAGGUAACAACGGUUUGAUGAUGAUGAAAGGGUUGAAUAUGGACCGUUUGAUUAUUAUAAAAAGUGUAUUUAGGUUGAUAUAUUUGUGUCUUAUAUAUUCAAGUUAUUAUAUUAUAGCAAUGAACAACAUUGUAUAUGAUAUUUUCAGCUUGUGAGUGCAUGUGUGUGUGCGCUGUGUGAUUUUUGUUGUUUGUUCACUCUUUCUUACUUGGAUUGGAAGAAAUGAAAAAAAACAUUGUUCAAA
Camellia sinensis is the source of this 939-nucleotide messenger RNA. Its product is annotated as 21 kDa protein. The record is from RefSeq and is a predicted model, not a curated record. Gene Ontology annotation, biological process: negative regulation of catalytic activity. Lineage: Eukaryota; Viridiplantae; Streptophyta; Magnoliopsida; Ericales; Theaceae. Gene Ontology annotation, molecular function: enzyme inhibitor activity.